This is a messenger RNA of Funneliformis geosporum, 1236 nucleotides long. NCBI's taxonomy places the organism in Eukaryota, Fungi, Glomeromycota, Glomeromycetes, Glomerales, Glomeraceae. The record is from the annotation of a GenBank genome assembly.
AUGGACGUUGAAGCUCGUAACAAAUAUUGCGGAUACAUCAUGUUCAACACCGCCUCCAGCAAAGGCACUGGAUCAAAGUCAAAUGAUUUGAUCAACUAUGAUGCCUCUUCAUUUUCAAACUAUGAUUCGGACCUCUUCCCGCAGACUGGUCCAACUAACCACUCAAUGGCCGCCGGUGCCGCCGCCGUUGAGGAUCAAACCGUGAAAAAGGAAGAGAACCCUUUUCAAAUUUACGAUCCUUCCAAUAAUAAUAAUGGAGUCGAAAAUGGCAAAAAACUACCGGGUAGUUCCAAGAUGCAACCAGAAAAACGACCCCCAAGACCUCCAAACGCAUUCAUUCUUUAUAGACGUGCUAAGCAACCUGCUAUUCUCGCUGCUCAUCGUAAUCUUACCAAUGCUGAGAUUUCUAGAUAUAUUUCAACCUGUUGGAAAAGCGAAACUGACGAAGAACGUUUAUCUUGGGAAAGAUAUGCGGAUCAAAAGAAACUUGAGCACAUGCAGGCUUACCCAAACUAUGUAUAUCGACCAAAUAAGAAUAAAGGAAAAAAUGAAAAGCGCAGGCAAGCUCGAAAACAAUCCGCUGCUGCUACCUUUAAUUCUCAAGAGUCAACAAUGAAUUCAACAUAUGUUGACGAAUCUGGACCAAUCAGGGCAACAAAGAAAAACAAAGGUCAAAAUCGGUUGAAUAAUCUUGUUGGAAGAAUAGAAAUUCCCAUAGCCAAUAAAGUUCCUACAACUGGAAUCCAAAAUAUCAACUUUUCAAUGAUGACUCCCCCUCUUUCAUCCCCAAAUACUCCUAAUAACAGUAGCAACUUAGUUUAUACUUCCGCUCCCGUUCCUUUCUCUGAACCUGAGCAGCUUCAAAACACUUCGUUUUCAACUCAAGAUAUGCAACAAAUGCAAAUGUAUUUCCGAAUGCAACAACAUCAACAACAAGAAGUAUUAUUUCAAAACAACCUUACAAAUUUAUCAUUUCAAUCGAUUAAUGAAUUAACUCCCGGUUCAUUCCGUGAGGAAACCGUUGAUCCUUUGAUCUUCGCUUUUCCAAAUCACGAUGAUUUAAUUUACUCUUCUCAGUCUUCAUUUGAUUCAAUCUCUACCAAUAAUUCCGAUUUAAAUUUAAAUAGUCAAAAGAUCAACACAUCUUGCGCUUUUCCUGAAUUUCGAGACAAUACUCAAGGUCUUGCCGACAUUUUUGCGGGAAUACAAUCCUUUGAGUCAACUUUUGAAUAUUAA